CAUUGACAAGAUCAGCUGAUAGACAAGUGCGAACGCGAGCAGGUGACCGUGCGAGCAGGAACCAAGUGCUCAAGUAAAUUUAACAUGAUUUCGUGAAGAAAAUAAAGAGAAAAUAUUCGAUAUUUUUUUGCAUAACCAAUUAUGGAGUCAGCGACAAGGCGGCGUAACCAAAAAGUGCGCAAGGUGGAAGAUGACAUCCUUGGAAACGAAUGUGAUGAUGAAAAUAAACAAACCAGAACUCAAACACAUUAUGAUUCCUUUACACUGUUUUCUGCAUAUAUCGGAUCAGCGGGAUUAAUUUAUUUAUUGAUGUACACCCUAUUUCACAGUUUUCCAUCAGCAGUUAAAGAAGCAGAAUCAUCAGAAAAUAAAUUUUGCGAAGAAAGGGCACGGUACCAUUUAGAAAACAUCACCAGUUUUGGUCCCCGUGUAGCAGGAAGCAAUGCAAAUGAAGUUCAUGCAAAAGAAUAUUUAAUGAAAGAAAUUAAAAAAAUUGAAAAGCAACAUCACCCGUCCAAAAGGAUGGAGAUUGACUUGCAAAUAACAUCAGGCUCAUUCCACCUUGUUAAUUUUAUACAAACAAACUUUUAUAGUGUAUAUAGAAAUAUGCAAAAUAUAGUAGUCAAAAUAACAGAUGAAGAAGAAUCAGACGAUAGUUUUCUAAUCAACUGUCAUCAUGACAGUGUUUCCUCCAGUCCAGGGGCUGGUGACAAUGCUGUCAGUUGUUCAGUGAUGUUGGAAAUCAUCAGGAUCAUAUCUAGAUCAGCAGUCAAACUCAAGCAUAAUGUUAUUUUUCUAUUCAAUGGAGCAGAAGAAAAUAUGCUACAGGCUAGUCAUGGAUUUAUUACACAACACAAGUGGGUGAAGUCCAUAAAAACUGUGAUAAACUUGGACUCGGCAGGUGCUGGGGGCUGGGAGGUGGUUUUCCAAACAGGUCCCGAGCACCCAUGGUUAGUCGCUGCCUAUGCUGAGUCUGUUCCACAUCCAUUCGGAUCUGUGAUUGGGCAGGAAUUCUUUGAACUGGGUCUGAUUCCUUCAGAUACAGAUUUUAGAAUUUUUAGGGACUUUGGACAAAUUCCAGGCUUGGAUAUUGCUCACAUUGCUAAUGGAUAUGUCUACCACACAAAGUACGACCAGCCUAGGUACAUUCCAUCUGGUUGUCUGCAGAGGGCAGGAGACAACCUCUUGGCUCUGAUCCUGAAGCUGGCAACCAAUCCAAAACUAGCCGACCCCGGUCUGGACAGACACGGCUCAAUGGUCUUCAUCGAUGUACUGGGGUUCUUCAUGGUUCAUUACCCAGUCCGAAUAGGAAAAAUCUUGAAUUAUCUGGCUGUUGUACUGUCUUUUCUUCACAUUUAUAAAAGAUCAGCAAAUUACACCCCGAAAGAGUUGAACGGAAAGUCCUAUGUGCUGUUGGUGAUGUGCUCUGUGCUUGUUUCUCUGGUGGUCUGGGUGCUGUGCACCUUUCUCUUGGGCGGGUUUGGAUUGGUGAUGAGCUUUUCUGGAAGAGCCAUGUUUUGGUUCACACACACCUUCAACAUCUUCUUUGUGUUCAUCAUUCCUUCACUGGCUGCCAUUUUGAGAUUACACCAGUAUUUAAAAGAUUAUUUUUGGAAGAAAAUCCAUCCCUGUAUAAUAGAAGAAAUUCAUUUUGAUGCUUCCCUCUUGAUUUGGUCUGUGUUCACAUUCAUACUGACAACAGCAGGACUGGCCUCAGCCUUUAUGGCAAUGUUCUGGACCUUGCCACCACUAAUCAUCAGAGAAUACAUCGCCAAUAUCAUCAACCCAGACUGGAAAUCCUCGUUAUCUACAUACCUGUUAGUCAUGCUCACCAGUAUUGCCAUUCCCGCUGUGAUCAUGAUGGAAGUUUUCUUUGGGAUCUUCUCCCUGAUUGUACCAAUCAUGGGUCGUUCAGGGACCGAGUUACCCCCGGACCUGGCCAUUGCCGUGAUCUCCUGUCUGUUCGUCUGUCUGUACAGUCAGUAUUUGGUUGGAGCCACCUAUUUGUGCAGCAAUAUGAAAUCCUUCCUGAUGUUCCUAGCCUCCUGUUUUGCUGUUAGUUUUCUUGUUGUGAUGUUUACCCCUUUAGGGUUCCCCUUUAGUGGUAACCCCGAUGGUCCCUCACCCAAAAGAAUUCUACCUUUUCAUAUGCAAAGAAUAUUUCGUGAUAAAGAUGGCCACAUAACCAAAACAGACAGUGGUCUAUGGAUCUUGAACUUUGAUUACCUCGGAAAUAGCUUGUUUUAUGAUAAUGAGUUCAUAAAAAAUUCUCACCUUAAGGAAUGCGAUGGACCAAACUGUGGGUUGCCCUAUCUUAUUCCAGUUGGGCACAUGAUAGAUCCAAAACAAUCCUUAUACAACAUUAACAAUGAGGAGCCCAAUGUUUCCCCUUUGGUCAACUUGAAGCUGAUUGGGAGAAAAUUCGUGUUACCUGAGGUAGAGAGAUUUACAUUCCAAGCUACAGGACCAGAUCACAUGACCAUGUACAUUGUACCCCAUUCUGGCAUCGAGCUCAUUGAUUGGUCCAUCGAUCGAGGACAUCCCACUUCAGUGUCAAAAAGAAAAGACUCCAACGAAACUUUGUACUUUGUGUAUUAUUCACAUGGGAUCAAACCAGACAAGCCCUGGCAGUUCUACCUCGAUUUUAAGAUGACAGAGAAAACAGACGUGGUUUCACAAAUUGCCUUGUGUGGUCACUAUCUCCAUGGUGACCAGCACAUCACACCACUGCUUCAGCGGUUCAUGGACAGUCUCCCUGAUUGGACCGUUCCAAAUCCCUGGGUUGUAACCUACAACCUAUACCAAUUUUAAUUCAACAGCAAAGUAUUCAAUCAUGUGACUGCAUUGACAAGCUCUUGCUAAUGAAUAUUUCCUUUUAUUUAUGAAUUUUUCAUUUUUUUAAUGUGUACUUUAUUUUUUCUCAUUAUUUUGGUAAAUAGGUUUAUUGUAUCAGUUUUAUAACUAAACUAAUUACUAGUUUCUAUUACCAUAGUGAUCAUGCAUGUUGAUAAUUUUUUUUUUUUAUUACCAGGUACUACCUUGGUACUACAGAUAAUUUUUUUUAUCAGGGUUCUGCUUUUGUAAUUUACUUCUGUUCAAACAUUAUAGCUGUUGGUUUAAUCACUUUUCAUCAUAGAAGCAUUCCUAAGGCCAUAUUCAAGGUCAAAGAUAAGGGCCAGACACAGUUUUACAUCUUUAAGAUUGCUAGGUGCAAUUGCUAUAUCUUGAGUUUCUACAUUUUUCUGUCAGUGACAAUGAACUACAGCGGUUAUGAUUUCCUAUAACUGGUUUAAAAAGGUGUUUUACCUUUAACUCUAAAAGCAAUAUAACUGAAAAUCCAAUUUGGUCACCUUGCAUGCAUGGCUUUUGAAAUUUCUUUUAAGGUAACAUGGUACACAUGUUCCUUAAUCACUGGUUCUGAACCAAUUAUCAACAAUUAUUUACAAAUUUUAAAUAUAUUCCUUUUUUAAUUUUUUUAUUCUUAAAACAUUUUACACCAAGUUUGACACAUAUGUAGUUCACAAUAGAUGGUUUACUUAUGGUAUUUUUCUCUCAGGCUAUUAUAAAUUGUAUAGAGAUAAUCUUUCGAGUGCUUUUUUGAAACUCACUAUUUACAAAUUUGUGCCUAAAUUACUGGAAAAGUUUUUGAUUAUAUAUGUACUUAAUGAUAUUUUAUAAGGGAAUAAUUAAUUUUUUUUUUUCAGUUUUUUUGUUUUAAUUACCAGUAAUAAAUAUUGUAUAUGUAUUUUUGAUAGGUUUACAGUAUUGUAUACAUGUAAGUCUACAAGGUUGACAAUUUAGUGCUUCAUUCUUAUAUACUGGUACAUGUAUUUUGUUUGAACUGGAUUUAUUAGUAUUUUUAGUUUCGCAUAGUUGUGGUUACAAAAUGUAGUAUUUCAUACUUUUUUUUCAUUAGGAAGGAAACAAAACUUUUGAAUAAUAUUUUAAUGAUGCAUUUUAUAUCUUUCUUGUCCCUUUUACACUCCAUUUGUUGACAUCAUUAUGCAAUGCAAUGCAAUCUGUGUGCAUGCUUUCCGUACAGUGCAUGCGUACCACAUUUCUAAGGCCUAUAUAAUAGAACAAUCAAGU
This is a messenger RNA of Magallana angulata, 4089 nucleotides long. RefSeq names its product endoplasmic reticulum metallopeptidase 1-like. Gene Ontology annotation, biological process: proteolysis. Bases 142 to 2811 code for a protein of 889 amino acids. NCBI's taxonomy places the organism in Eukaryota, Metazoa, Mollusca, Bivalvia, Ostreida, Ostreidae. Gene Ontology annotation, molecular function: metalloexopeptidase activity. The record is from RefSeq and is a predicted model, not a curated record. The transcript has 14 exons.